Exophiala oligosperma is the source of this 1113-nucleotide messenger RNA. RefSeq lists its product as uncharacterized. The record is from RefSeq and is a predicted model, not a curated record. Lineage: Eukaryota; Fungi; Ascomycota; Eurotiomycetes; Chaetothyriales; Herpotrichiellaceae. Bases 408 to 842 code for a protein of 144 amino acids. The transcript is spliced from 2 exons.
CGGAAAGACACUGAAUGCACCAUGGAAGGCUGUGGUCAAAUUCUCCUUUGCACAACCGUUCUCCUUACAGCGAAAACGAUCCCUAGAAGAGGGCCCGUUCCCAUGACCUGUGGUUCUGGCUGACGUCGUUGGAUGUCUUUCGAGGGCCCCUUUUUGGGCUCCAACAUUCCCAUUCACUUCCAGAGAAAACGGUUCUGUACUAUACCAUUCAAAGCUGCGGAUUUGCCAUUGCCUCCCAAAUCGGUGACCUGUAUGAGAGAAGGCAAUGGCCUAUUUCUCGUCCCCUCUGAAAGAGAGGACAUCAGGGUCACGACAAAUGAAGUCCUUGAUACCUGCGGGACGAUCGCCGCCGUCCAUGCGAAAGAUACCUCCUAAACUUCUGUCGCCACAGUCGCCCUCGAGUGAUAAUGUCUUCAGUAUCCGCAGCUCAUGCGACCUUGCAGGCUUUUGAAAAGCGAGAUAAAAGAGAAGGAAGCGUCCCAAAAAAGAGUGGUGGGCGAAGAGCGAACGAGAAUUUCGAGAAGCGCAAACGCAGUCUCCUUAGAAAAUGCAAUGAGACUGUUGAAUUAUAUGACGCAGAUCUAUAUAUCGCUGUUCGCCGGAAGGGGAAGUGUACGGUGUAUUCAAGUUGUUUCGUUUCCAGUUGGCCUCCUCGUCAAGAAGAUAUGGAAACUUACUAUCCAGUCCCUAUUGUGAUGACUCCGGAAGAUUUUCGAAGAGAGACUACGGACGACAGGGAAGCUAGCAGUUUGGGUGAGAAAGGUGGCUUCUUUGACGAGCCGACCUCGUCAAGGCCCGCUGCAAAAUCGUCGGUAGUCGGAGUGGGACUUAAAGGACCUUGAAAGCUGUCGGGCGUAGAUAGGAUAGAGAUGGUCAGCCUUGAGUGUUUGGAUGAGCGGCACAGGCAAUAUCAGUUAUCGCACCAGCAACUUGAAACGUGCAUUCGCAUCCGAAUACCAACGACCGUGGUCGCGAAGUUCCCUGAUUACCCAGCUUGGCGCCAUAGCUUCGGCUGAUUCUUGCCUUACUGUAUUAAUUGGGAACUUGUCUGCUGCAAUCUGGCUUCUUGGUCUGUGGUCUUUGAUGCCUGGCCUGAGACUAGUGGAAUUCGAG